CGCACAGAGAGCAGCACGGCGGUUUCAUAAGCAGCGGCGUCUUCCUCUCUGUGCGCACAAUGAAUAUUUUCUUCAACUUGAGGGGGAAUAUAGUGAGACAAGCAGCAGAAGAAAGAAAUGUUACAGAAGGAAUCAUGAGUCCUCCACAUCGAUCAUCAAGUUCCCAUGGAGACAGGUCCUCCUCUGAGACCCUGCAGAGAAACAACAGCAGCAACUCCGGUGUUAUUCUGGAUAUCUCGUCUCUUAAGAUAGCAGAUGUGGAUUCAGAGGUGCCUCCUCUUCCACCUCGCUACCGCUUCAGAGAUCUCCUACUGGGGGACCAGACAUUUCAGAAUGAUGACAGGGUGCAGGUAGAGUUCUAUGUCAAUGAAAACACAUUCAAGGAGAGGCUGAAGCUUUUCUUCAUCAAAAACCAAAGGUCAAGCCUAAGAAUUCGAUUGUUCAACUUUGCAUUGAAGAUUCUCACCUGUGUCCUCUACAUUGUGAGAGUCAGCCUGGAUAACCCCACGGAAUACAACAGUGAUCAAUUUCCAUGUCGAAAUGACAGUUCCCUAAAUGCUACAGAGACUACAGAAAUCAAAUGGUGCCUAAUUUUCUGGGUGAGCAGACGGGAAGCUGUGUGGGCUAUACAGGUGACAGUGGCCUUAAUCGGUUUCUUGGAGACUAUGCUUAUCACAUAUCUCAGCUACAAGGGGAACAUUUGGGAGCAGAUCUUCCAGAUAUCCUUCAUAUUGGAGAUGAUUAAUACAGUACCAUUUAUUAUCACAAUCUUCUGGGCUCGAAUAAGAGACAUAUUUGUUCCUGUAUUUCUUAAUUGCUGGCUUGCCAAAGCUGCGCUGGAAAAUAUGAUUAAUGACUUCCAUCGUGCCAUUCAGAGGACGCACUCCGCAAUGUUCAACCAGGUGGUCAUUCUCAUCUGCACCUUACUGUGUCUGGUGUUCACAGGAGCUUGUGGAAUUCAGCACCUUGAGAGAGCUGGAAAGCACUUAUCCCUGUUUGACUCCUUUUAUUUCUGCAUCGUCACCUUCUCCACUGUGGGCUAUGGGGAUGUCACUCCCCAGAUCUGGCCAUCACAGCUAUUGGUGGUAAUUCUCAUCUGCGUUGCACUGGUAGUCCUUCCACUCCAGUUUGAAGAACUAGCAUACCUGUGGAUGGAGAGCCAGAAGCUGGGGGGGAACUACAGCCGUCACCGGGCACAGACUGAGAAACAUGUUGUGUUAUGUGUCAGCUCACUCAAGAUCGACCUGCUGAUGGAUUUUCUCAAUGAAUUCUACGCUCAUCCUCGGCUGCAGGACUAUUACGUGGUGAUCCUUUGCCCUACAGAAAUAGACAUUCAGGUUCGACGCAUCCUGCAGAUUCCUCUGUGGUCUCAGCGUGUCAUCUACCUGCAAGGAUCUGCGCUCAAAGACCAGGAUCUGAUGAGGGCCAAGAUGGAUGAUGCUGAGGCGUGCUUCAUCCUGAGCAGCCGCAAUGAAGCCGACCGAACAGCUGCUGAUCACCAGACUAUUUUGAGGGCUUGGGCUGCAAAAGACUUUGCUCCCAACUGUCCUCUAUACGUACAGAUACUGAAACCGGAAAAUAAGUUUCAUGUCAAAUUUGCCGAUCACGUUGUAUGUGAAGAAGAGUUCAAGUACGCCAUGUUGGCACUCAACUGCGUGUGUCCAGCCACGUCCACCUUAGUGACUCUGUUGGUUCACACCUCCAGAGGACAGGAGGGGCAGACAUCGCCAGAGCAGUGGCAGAGGACUUACGGACGCUGCUCUGGGAACGAGGUCUACCACAUCCGUCUAGGUGACAGCAAGUUCUUUGGAGAGUAUGAUGGAAAGAGCUUCACUUAUGCCUCCUUUCAUGCCCACAAGAAGUAUGGAGUGUGUUUGAUCGGAGUGAAGAGGGAAGACAACAAAAGCAUCCUCCUGAAUCCUGGACCACGUCACAUCAUGGCUGCUACAGACACCUGUUACUAUAUCAACAUCACCAAGGAGGAAAACUCUGCCUUCAUCUUCAAACAGGAGGAGAAUCAUGCCAAGGGUCUGACUGUCUCUGGCCUCUAUGACGCCCCCUCCAGGCUUCCCGUUCACAGCAUCAUAGCCAGCAUGGUUGAUCAGGCAACCUCAUAUGGGACUGUAGCGAUAGAUCUCCAGCACCCCGAUCCUCCUGGGGAAAGUGGAAAACUGACUCUACCUACUGAGAACGGGGCUGGAAGUCGAAGGCCAAGCAUUGCACCCGUCCUGGAAAUUGCUGACUCCUCCGCAAUUUUGCCCUGCGACCUCCUUAGCGACCAGUCGGAGGAUGAAACCAACCAAUCAGAUGAGGAGGGUUCUGUAGGGUCAGAGUUUGUGAAGGGUUACCCUCCAAACUCUCCCUACAUCGGCAGCUCUCCGACUCUGUGCCACCUCCUUCCACAGAAAGCUCCACCCUGCUGCCUUUGCCUCAAUAAGGGCUGCAAACAUAAUAGCUUUGAGGAUGCUAAGUCUUAUGGCUUCAAGAAUAAGCUGAUUAUAGUGUCUGCAGAGAUGGCAGGAAAUGGGCUCUACAACUUCAUAGUUCCCCUGCGAGCUUAUUAUCGGCCCAGAAAAGAGCUCAACCCAAUAGUUCUGCUCCUGGACAAUGAACCUGAUAACCACUUUUUAGAGGCUAUCUGCUGCUUUCCAAUGGUUUACUUCAUGGUUGGAACUAUUGAUAAUUUGGACAACCUGCUCCAGUGCGGUAUAAUCUAUGCUGAUAACCUGGUUGUUGUGGACAAGGAAAGCACCAUGAGUGCUGAGGAAGACUACAUGGCAGACGCCAAGACUAUUGUCAACGUCCAGACAAUGUUCAGAUUGUUCCCCAGUCUAAGCAUCAUCACAGAGCUCACACACCCAUCUAACAUGCGGUUCAUGCAGUUCAGAGCAAAGGACUGCUACUCGCUCGCUCUGUCUAAACUGGAGAAGAUUGAGAGAGAUAAGGGCUCCAACCUGGCCUUCAUGUUCCGGCUGCCAUUCGCUGCCGGCCGGGUGUUCAGUAUCAGCAUGCUCGACACGCUGCUAUACCAGUCAUUUGUUAAGGACUACAUGAUCGCUAUUAUAAGACUUCUCCUUGGCCUGGACACCACACCCGGCUCUGGUUACCUGUGUGUUAUGAAGAUCACAGAGGAGGACUUGUGGAUCAGAACUUAUGGGCGGCUUUUCCAGAAAUUUUGUUCUUCCAGUGCAGAGAUUCCCAUCGGCAUCUAUCGCACUGAGUCCCACAUGUUCUCAACGUCGGAGAGGAAGGACAGUAAUGCACAGUCUCAGGUGUCCAUCAACGCAGAGCAUGGAGAGGAGCACCGGGACCGAGGAGAGUCCUGGAAAGAGAAGACAGCUCACAGAAACUCCACCACCAGUGACCAAUCAGAGCAUCCGCUGCUGAGGAAAAAGAGCAUGCAGUGGGCUCGACGGCUGAGCAGGAAGAGCACCAAACCGCCGAGCAGAGCAGAGCGCAUUUCGCAGCAGAGACUCAAUCUGUAUCGGCGCUCUGAGAGGCAGGAGCUGUCCGAGCUGGUCAAAAACCGCAUGAAGCAUCUAGGGCUUCCAGUUGUGGGAUACGAGGAUGUUUCUAAUCUCACUGCGAGCGAUGUCAUGAAUCGAGUAAAUCUAGGAUAUUUGCAAGAGUUGCAGGAUAUUUCAGAGCAGCCGUAUACAGAGGGGACAAGGCCGUCAGGGCCACAAGCAGACGAGAUGAACGACCACCAGAACACGCUGUCCUACGUCCUCAUCAAUCCACCUCCUGACACCAUGCUGGAGCUCCAUGACAUUGUGUACAUUAUUCGCUCGGACCCACUGGCACACAUGCCGGAGGACUCACAGAUGGGACACAGUCGAAACACCAAAAACCAACAUGACUUUGGCACAGAGACAAAAAAUGAGACUCACCUUUAAAUAAUCUGUUCCACGAGUUACCAACAGAGCGGGAAUAAGUUGCACAGAUGAAGGUCUAACAUGGGCGGCGGUCAAAGUGAAUGUCCAUUAGGUGUCUCUCAGCCUCAGACCAGAGUUUUAACACAUUAAAAAAAAAUAAAAAUAAAAACAGCCCUGUGAGACCAACCACAGAGUUGAUAUAGGAGAAUGCAUGAAGAGUGCCUAGUCAACACAAUCACCGAUCUGUCAGAAACAUUCCCUUCACUAAACUCUCUGGCAAAAGAGAAUGUGAAAGCAGCUUCCUCCACAGAGUCUGAGAGCAGGGAUCAGCAGCGUUAUUAGAUCUAAUUGAAUGGUUAAGGUUGGUUCCUUUGCAGGUGUAUAAAAGUGAAUCACUGCAUCAAUCAAUGUUUUAGCUCAGAGGAGAAGCUACCCUUGUGCCAAUGUUUAGGCUGACUGCCUCUCCGCCUGGUUCUGCUUAUAUUUUGAAACUACCCCUUCACCUCAAACACAAAUCAAACACCAUGCUUUGUUUUUAAAGAGCUGAUUUUCUUCUGUUAUUAUGACCCUUCAAUUUAUUCUUGGACUAUAACAGGCAUUUUUUUCCUCACAAGCACAUUUUUAACUGUCAGUAUGCGAUUGCACAAGUGGGCAACUUUCUUAGCCAAGUUAGCAUUUGUUUCAUCUUUAUUUUUUCCCUUCGGUCAAAAAAAUGAAAUAUCAAGUGAUCCUCCUGUUAGGAUUCAUGUGUGCUCCACAUUCUGUGCCAUGUUGUUUACUCUUAUUUAUUUGUAAAUAUUGUUAUUAUCGUGUCAUGUAUUAAUUUGUGUGACUUUUUUUUUUUAUCAUUUUCAGACCUGUUUGCUACAUAUGCUGCUACCUUGCACAAAGUAAACUUGCAGAAGGAAGAUCAUGUAGAAAAUAGCUGUGUAUUUUCACAGAGGUUAAUAUAUGAUUCACGUUACCUGAUCUGUAUUAAAAUCAACUAAGUCUUGAUUAUAACACCAGCUGCAGUUUG
This is a messenger RNA of Cyprinodon variegatus (sheepshead minnow), 4893 nucleotides long. It is a transcript of the gene kcnt1b, whose product is annotated as potassium channel subfamily T member 1-like. Gene Ontology annotation, biological process: potassium ion transport. The record is from RefSeq and is a predicted model, not a curated record. The transcript is spliced from 36 exons. The coding region runs from base 60 to 3896 and encodes 1278 amino acids. Gene Ontology annotation, cellular component: membrane. NCBI's taxonomy places the organism in Eukaryota, Metazoa, Chordata, Actinopteri, Cyprinodontiformes, Cyprinodontidae. Gene Ontology annotation, molecular function: intracellular sodium-activated potassium channel activity.